UACUGAUUUGUCUCCGUCCCAACUCUUCGUUGCAGCAUCCAUCCCGCAUUCAUCAUGACCCAUAAUCACGACCGCUUCGAACAGCGUCUGACGUUCGCUCGUCAACUGCUCAACGAAAACUUCAAAGACAUCGGCGAAAGCGUAAUCACACCGCUGGACUAUGACGCCAACAGUAUCUUCAAGUACAAUAAUUUCAUCUACCGUAUUGAUUUGCCGAGCCCGCUGAAUGGGAGUCAGCUCGCAGGAAGGGAGGCCCGAAAAUCCUGCAAUCCGAUCCCGAUUGGAACGCAGCGCUUCGUUCUGCGCAUCGCCAAUGAUCUAGCCGAGAGCAUGUAUGCCCGGAGCCGCACGGAGAAUGAAGUCGCGAUGCUAUUGCUGACAGCCGCUGCUGUCAAGGGCACGCGUCACGAACAUAUUGUCCCAGAAGUUUAUGCUUGGGGCACUGUGGCAACCGGAUCGCCCUUUGGAUGGAUUCUUCAGCAAUGGAUGCCAGGGAUGACCUUGGAAAAGUAUCUCGAAAAGUCUCCAGACGGAGUGAUCCCGCAAGAGAUCUUCACCCAGAUGGCAGAAGUUGUGCAUGCUCUGCAGUCCUAUGAACUUCCCCAUAGUAUCACCGGCUACGGCGGUGUCACUUUCGAUGACCAGGAGAACAUCAUCAGCGGCCCAAUGACCACGGUCGGAGAGGGGCCGUGGUCAACGUAUGAAGAGUCGUUCGCAGCCUGGCUGCGACUCGCGCUUCAAGAGGCUGACAAGAAUGAAUACAUUCAAGGCUGGCGAGCAAACGGUGUGCGCGAACGAUUAGAACGAUUCGUCGCAGACGGCGUCCCGACCCAGUUCGCCAGGUUGACUUCCAAAUCGGAAAAAUGCGUCGUUCAUGCAGACUUCGCGCCGACCAACGUCCUGGUUAAUGAUAUCACCGGUAAUCUUACCGGUCUCAUCGACUACGAUAACUCGUGCAUCCUUCAUCCGUCCUACGAAUUCACCAAGUCCUUCAGCGGUAUCGGCGAGUCAUUCUCAGGCUGGUCGGCCGAUGAGAGCAGCGAGGACGCACAGCUGCGCCAUGCCAAACUCCAUGGCUUUCCAGAGCCCCUACCGUCCAACAACGAGGACGGACCCAACUGGUCGAAUGCAAAACUGUGGGAGGAGGAGCUCGAGAGGCUCAAUGUAAAAAGGCCAAGGACGACCCCUGGCAUGGACGGUGUAGCUCUUGUAGACGAGGUUCUGGGGUCGAUCCUACCUUGGCGACUGUCGAACGAGGACAUCGUUCGGGAACAAUCCGAGCCCGUCAAGCUCAAAUUCCGGGCGGAGUGUGAACUCCAGCUACAGGCUCUCCUUGAACAUUUCGGAUAUUGAAUGUCUGGGGUUCUCGCCGUUGUCAUGAUCAUCAUCCAAGUAGUAUCGUGAUUCAGAGUAGAUAGGUCGUUUCUGACCUCCAAGGCUUCUUCUGUUUAAUGACACUUAGUGGG
This is a messenger RNA of Dissoconium aciculare CBS 342.82, 1466 nucleotides long. RefSeq names its product APH-domain-containing protein. Lineage: Eukaryota; Fungi; Ascomycota; Dothideomycetes; Mycosphaerellales; Dissoconiaceae. The record is from RefSeq and is a predicted model, not a curated record. Bases 55 to 1353 code for a protein of 432 amino acids. The transcript has 3 exons.